Molecule: messenger RNA, 1443 nt
Organism: Exophiala bonariae
Lineage: Eukaryota; Fungi; Ascomycota; Eurotiomycetes; Chaetothyriales; Herpotrichiellaceae
Exons: 4
Coding region: 1-1443 (480 amino acids)
Biological process (GO): regulation of DNA-templated transcription
Molecular function (GO): DNA-binding transcription factor activity, RNA polymerase II-specific; zinc ion binding
Source: RefSeq, a predicted model, not a curated record
AUGAGUUCUAAGAAGAAGUGCGAUCAACUCAAGCCUGUAUGCUCGAGAUGCAUUCGAUUACGGCUCCCGUGCACUGGAGCUGGUGUUCAGAGAUUCAAAUUCAAGCAAGUCGUCAUUGGAGAGCCACAGACAACAGUAGAGUCGAAACAUUUCCAGCCGAGAAAGGGCGUGAUCGCUUCUGGGGCAAUCAUCCGGGAUCCAAAUAGUGCGACGACCGCUUUGGCCAAUGCUUUGAUUGAAAAGCUCCAGGUGAGGGAUCCUCGGUAUGAUCUCUGCUGGGCCUACGGCGGGCUUCUCAAUGAACUCCCCAGACGGUUGGGUACCAAUGCUGCUCUCGAUGCUUCGGUCUCGGCUAUGGUAACCAUCGUCUCACACCUCGGAGAUAAACCCAGGUCACCAGAAGUAUUCUCUGCAUAUGGGAAGGCGUUGGUGUCGCUCAAAACAUGCCUGCAUGACCCGAUUGCUGUGCAAUCUUCUAGUACUCUCUGUGCCAUAUACCUCAUUUGGAUUUGCCAGGCUUGGGUCAGUAAUGAUGAAGAUAUGGUAUUUACUGGACAUUCAUCGGGAAUAAUAAAAUUGCUCAGUCGAGUAUCUCAGAGGAAGUCUGUGGAUGAAUUUGAUCACAUGGUGCACAUGACCAUAGCAGCACCCGUGAUUUUUGAACGCCUUGUGGAUCCGACUAUUCAGCUGAAUUCCUGGCUGCUGAAGCUCUUGAUCGCUACAGAAACGCCGGUCAUCCCCGAUGACGACGAUGGGGAAGGCAUUGGUGACUUACCAAAUCAGCCUCGUCGAUCUCAGGUUGGGCUAAUCUUUUCUUCCGUACUGGCCAUUGCCGAUUUCAUGCGCUAUGACCCCACCAAGAUCGAUGAAAUUGCCCAUCUUCAUCGAGACAUGCAGAGAACGUGCGUCAAAUUGCGAGAGAAGAUGUAUGAGACUCUCGAUGGCUCUGAUGAGAAAACCUUCCUCGAUCUGCCAAAACAUCCGAGAAUGGAGGUGACAGUAAAACGGUUACAUGACUUCUACCAGAAGAUAUAUGGACUCUUCCUAAGUUUGGAGGUGAUGCUCAACGCUAUUCUUCAAGCGUAUCAUCCUGAAGAUGCCACGCUUCAAUCGCGGAACUUUGAGAUCUGUCAAGAAAUCGUCUGGUUGUCUUAUGCUGCACAGGGGUUAAAACCCCUGGGCGCCGGCAUGAUACCGGUUUGUCUGACGUCGGCCUGGGCUGCAACAUCAGAUUUCAGUUCCAGAGUUCUCCUUGAAAAAACUUGGUCUGAAUGUUGGGCAGGAGUCUUUAACCUUGGACUGAAAACUUGUGGGAGACAGUCUGCUGAGAUCUAUGAACGGCUUCGUCGUGAUAUUUGGAAUGCAAAUGCGCGGUCGACUUCCCCUGUGACUUCCCUGGAGAUAGAAAGGGCUACAAAAGAGGAAGUCAGCCCUCAAGAUUGA